Molecule: messenger RNA, 771 nt
Organism: Chara braunii
Lineage: Eukaryota; Viridiplantae; Streptophyta; Charophyceae; Charales; Characeae
Source: the annotation of a GenBank genome assembly
CUUUGAACGGAGGAGCAGCCAGGUGCGCCUCACCCCUGCCUUUCUGUCUUCCAAGGAGCGCGUUUCUUUGUGCACCGUGAAGCUUGUUGAGGGGGAGUGGAGGCAGAGGUCGAGGGCAAUGGCGCGUCAGGUGGUUCUUGCCGCCGUUCUUCUGAUGAUCGCUGCUGCAGUUCAGGUGAGCGCGCAGACUCCGACUGAGGUGACCAUCGGUUAUGUCACCUACGCAGGCAACGGCUGCAAUUCCGACAACACCAACUGGGUGCUGUCGAACGACUACAAGACUGUCACCUUCAUAUUAGGCGGGAUGGUUGCGACCAAGGACGGGUCGCUCGCGGACAAGAGGAAGGCUUGCCAGAUGUCGCUCUCUAUGAACUACACGGAUGGCUGGAGCGUCUCCAUUGGUCAGGCCACGGCCCGCGGGUUCGCUGACAUCCCCAAGAACUCCGAGGGCAUCUACGAGACGCACUACUACUUCUCCGGACAAACGGGGACGGCGAUGGCCGAGCGCAAAAUCAAAGGCCCAAUGGUUGGCAGCUUCGAGUUCACGGACGACUUCCUGCCGCUUGUCUGGAGCAAGUGCAACAAUGCCGCCGACCUGAACAUCAAGACGGUAGUGACAUCGGGUGUGGUGGCGCUCGACUUCCAGGAUACCAAGUUCCAGCUCAUCUACAAUCUUCGAUGGAGGCAGUGUCCUCAAAAUUGAGACCCCCGUUCACCAUCACGCACUGAGGGUGGCGGGUGAGCGGGAGGAGAUAAAGAGCGGAGGGGUGA